UGAGAAACAACAACAUCACUGAUUGCAAAGUAGCCCCAGUGCUGGAGGUCAGUGCUACUGUAGAGUGUCAGCUCUGCUGGGGAGAAGACGCUCAGUGCAGCGCAGAGGAGGAAGAACCACGCUUCUGUAAAGUUUCGCGGUCGGCCGAUCCAUUCCCACAAUUCACCGAUCUUUAUUUUUUGGAGCUCGUGAUUAGAUCGAUUAGAUCGUCAGCUCUGCGGCCGGGCUCCAGGUGUGGAGAAGGAGCAGUGAUGAAGUGAAGGUUGUCCACGAUGUCUGACGGGUCCAAUCUCCUUGUGUCCGAAUGGCUCCAGACCAUCAAAUUGGAUGUGUACAGAGACCUCUUUGAGAAACAUGACCUGCGCCUGGUGUCGGACCUGCGUCACCUGACCGAUGACUUUCUGCUGCACAUCGGAAUCCAGCUUCCGGGACACCGCAAGCGCAUAUUGGCGUCUAUCCACAAGUCCGUUCCUCUGGAACCACCGUUGGAAAAUGACGGUAGUAAGCCGGUCCCUAAGAAGAGGAACGUCUUUGUCACAAAGUCCUCCCCGCUUCAGUACCCGGGACUCGACGUUGAGUCAGCUGCUCCUCCAGAACCGCCAGAGAGCGCCAGGACCGUCCGCUCGCCACCUCCCAUUCCACCACGGGUCACACGCGUUCCACCACUAAAGUUCUCCACCACUCCACCCAAAUCUGCCUCUCCAAUCAGCUUGCUGGAAUCUCAGCCUGCUGAGCAGGAUCCCUCUAGCCCUACCAUACCCAGCUUUUGUCCUUCGCCAUUCACUCCGGAUGCUUUUGGGUACAUGGACAACAAUGAAUAUGAGGAAGAGCCCCCGAAAACGGUGGCCCCACCUUUGCCACUGAAACGAAACAAGGUGCCGGAGUCCAAGAGUAGGACCCCUCCGCCGAUUCCAGUGCGGCCUUCAAAACCCAUGCCACCGCUGCCUAGCAGUCCAACACCAGCAACAGAUGAAACAAAAGUUCCUGAAGAUCCGCCGGUCUUUCCUUUGCUCUCUGUUCCGAAGCCGCUGCCUCGCGCGUUUCCUCGGGAUCCGCCCUCCGCUCCUGUGCAGCCUCCGCCCCGUGACGUCUUUUCAGGUUUCCACAGGCCGGAUAUCAUGGAUAACGACACGGGGAACAUCUAUGAAUUUCACAAAGAUAUAGACGUGGUCGCUCUCACUGGAUUCCGGCGGCUGAAGACGGAUGACGACCUGAUAGACAACAGUGCCGAUGACUACGAUGACGCCCAGUCCUUCAGGCGCAGUGACAGUGACCUCAGCAUGCAGCGCUCCACUGGCUCCCUCUCCUCUGGGGUCUCCAGCUCACACAGCGGGAACAUGGAGGACGGCGACCCGUCCGCACAGCAUACAACCGUCAUCAGGGCGGGAUGGCUGGACAAGAACCCGCCGCAGGGCUCAUACAUAUUCCAGAAACGUUGGGUGAAGCUGGACACAGACUACCUCCGAUACUUUGACAGCGACAAGGAUGUGUACUCAAAGCGGAUGAUCAAGACAAACUCUAUAGCCAGGGUGUCUUCCAUGGGAGACCAGAAAUUUGAGGUGGCAACAUCCAAUAGGAACUUCAUGUUCCGGGCUGAGAGUGAUGCGGAAAGGAACGAGUGGGUUAAAGCCUUCCUGCAGAUCCUGGAAGAGAGAAAGAUGAAGGCGCUCAAUACCCCCACCCUGGAGAACCUAGACAAAUACGGGCCCCUGGAAAUGAAAGGGUGUAAGCCAAAGCUGUUUGUGGCUGUGGCGGCAGACAAGGUCUAUCUGUACAAAAACGGAGAGGAUUUUUACUCCGGGGUCGGAAUUACCUCCAUUGACAUGAACGUCGGCAACGUGAAGGAAGUGGACAAGAAAUGCUUCGACCUGACCACGCCGUACAAGACCUUCAGUUUCAUCGCCGACAACGAGCAGGAGCGGGGGGAGUGGGUGGAAGCCAUGAUGCAGUCUGUAGCCGGUGCGCUGUCCAACCCCGAGGUCGCCAAGAAGAUCUGGUCGCUGGAAGCCAACCGACACUGUGCUGACUGCGAUGCCCUGAAUCCCGAGUGGGCCUCCAUCAACCUUUGUAUGGUCAUCUGCAAGAAGUGCGCAGGGGAACACCGCAGCCUAGGACCCAACAUCAGCAAGGUGCGGAGCCUCAAGAUGGACAACAAGAUCUGGACGGAGGAACUAAUACAGCUCUUCCUGGAGCUCGGGAAUGAAGUCAGUAACAGGUUUUGGGCAGCCAACGUCCCCCCGAGCGAAGCCAUCAACGCCUGGAGCGGGGUGCAGGAGAGGAAGAUCUUCAUCACCGCCAAGUACCGCGAGGGCAAGUACCGCCGCUACCACCAGCUCUUCGGGAACCAGGCGGAGCUCAACAAGGCCCUGUGCGUCGCGGUGACCACCAGCGAUCUGACCGAGACGCAAGCCCUGAUCUUCUGCGGAGCCGACAUCAGCUGCACCUGUGCGGACGACUUCUUCUCCCAACCCCUGGAGCUGGCGCAGCAGGCAGGGCAAAGGCUGCAGGAGGAGUUCCUGAGGCAGAAUCGCACGUCCGAGACGCCGCGCCUGGAUCUGGGGACAAACCUGGAGAAGCCGUAUUAUAUCAUGCACCAAUCCAUCACCCACAAUGGCUACCUCUACAAGACCUCGUCCAUGGCCAGGCUGGUCACCGACAGGAAGUCCAAGGAAGAGUUCAGCCGCCGCUGGUGUGUCCUCAAUGACGGGGUGCUGAGCUACUACGAGAACAACCACAGCAAUUCCUCCAACGGCGACAUCCGCAUGGAUGAGAUCGUGUGUGUGGCAGUGAUCCCGCCGGAGACACACGGAUAUGACAGCACCUUCGAGAUUUACACUAAGUCCGAGAGACUGUAUCUGUUCGCCGCCGACAAACCGGAGGAGGCCAGAGAAUGGGUGAAAUCCAUCACUAAGUGUUUCCUCCCACCGAAGGCGGAGGAGCUCCUCAGUUACGACUUUGACCGCAUCGGUCGGUUGCAGUUCAAAGGCGGCCGCAGUCUGGAGCGCAGUACGGUCGGCUGGUUCUCGCUGUGUAAGACCAACCUGUACACCUACGUGGAAGAGAACGACAUGGUGGAGGUCAUCAACCUGAAGAAGCUGUCUGAGCUGUCCACAAAAGAUAAAGAUAUCCUGGUGCUGGGGGAGAAAGGCAGGAUUACCUACAUGCAAGGUGAGAAGAAGCUGGACUUCUCAGGGUGGGUGUCGGCUAUCCAGAAGGCCAGCAGCACCUCCGGCGACACCCUAUCGGAGCAGCAGCUGACGAACUCGGACAUACCGGUCAUCGUGCAGAAAUGCAUCGAUCACAUUUCCCGAUUUGGUGUGGAAUCUGAAGGGAUCUAUCGGAAGAGUGGACAGAAAUCGAAGAUCACUAGUCUUCUGGAAGCUCUGAAGAAGGACGCUCGAAGUGUGGCCUUCAAGGAAGAGGAGCCUGUGGACAACGUGUCUGACACCCUCAAAAGGUUCUUCCGAGAACUCGGGGAGGGAAUAUUCACAGAACAUUGCAGGCAGUGGUUACAUGUAACAGGGAUUCAGAAUGAGGAGGAGAGAAUACGACACUACCGGGAGCUGCUGGAGAUCCUUCCACCUGUCAACAGAGCCACAAUAAAAGCACUAACCAGUCACUUACACUGUAUUCAGCACUUUUCAGUGGUCAAUCAGAUGAACAUUCACAAUCUGGCCAUUGUCUUCGGCCCCACGCUCUUCCAGACGGACGGUCAAAACUACAAGCCGGGCCGAGUGGUUGAGGACCUCAUCAGCUUCUACUUGGAAAUAUUUAAUGUGGACCAACGGGAGCUCCAAAAGCAGCUGGACAUUGCCUCCACCAUCAUGAAAGUGCGGAACCCCCAGGCCAAGCCCAGGGGAACCGACUUCAUCUGUUCUGUCUACCUGAGGGAGGUGAAGCCUGAGUGUGAGCAGAACGUCCACAUCGCGGUCACCAUGACGGCACAGGAGCUGGUGGAGACGCUGCUGGAGAGGCGGAACAUCUCGCCGAAGGCCGGAGAAUAUUGGAGCUGCGUGGAGGUCGACACAACGGAGGAGAUAGAGCGCCCCCUACACUUCUCCGAGAAAGUGCUGCCAAUCUUCCACACCAGUGCCAACGGCAGCACCCACCUGGUGGUAAAAGAGGACCCCAACAUGGACACCAUGCUGUUUUACCUUAAAAACCGGGUGGGAGACUCCAAGACCGGGAUGAUGAGGUUCCGGGAAGACAAGAGCCUGCUGGACUUCACCGCCAAAUUCCACGAGCGCUACUUCAUGCUGAGCAGCGCCACGCUGCGCAUGUACCGGGAGAUCCGGAAUCCAAGAUCGUCGAGCGCCGACAUCGCUGUGGAGAGUCACCGUCCGGAUAAAGAGUGGGAGGUGAAGAAUCUGACCGUCUACCUGGGGAUCAAAAAGAAGAUCCGGGUACCCCAGGGCAGUUGGGGAUUCACAAUAAUGUGCAAGAAUGAGAAGAACGAGAAGAGCCAAUGGUAUCUUUGCUGUGACUCGGUUGGGGAGAUGAGAAAUUGGCUGGCAGCGUUCAUGUUUGCACAGUAUGGCAGUCUGUGGCCAGAAGAGUCGAUGCCGGUGCGGACACGGAGCUCCCGGCAGGAUCCGUCGCUUGGGAACCGAUCGCUUAUUCCUAUUCGGGGGAAUGACAUGGAAAUCAGGAGAAGCAUGGCUGCCUUCACAGCAGACCCGCUAACGCUUCUGGGAAAUGUAUGAGAGCGGUGGAGGGUCUCCGGGUGUGAACUGCGUUGGAGAUACCCUGCUUGAAGGACCCGACCCAUUGUAGGAGGCCUUCUCUGCCUCCAGGACGUGUUGACCACUCUGGACUUUGGACGUGUGCGCAUGUGUGAGAUCGCCAUGGCGAACGGAUUGCGACUGGACUUUGCGUUGCAGACGAACCUGCGAGACUUGGGAUGUGUAUAGAGGAACUCGAUGCCUUGUAGAUAGUCUUUUCUUCCUUUUUUUUUUUUUUUCAAUGCACUAACAAAAUAGACGCAGCCUAGGAAACGCAGCUGGUUAAACGUCUAUUGAACGGGAUACGACUGAACGUGUAAACUGAUGGCACCCCCGGUGGUAUGCAGUGGGUAUGACCGUUUCCUUUCACUCCGGGGGGCUGAGAAAUAGCUGAACAAUGGCUCACCUCGGUUCUUCCUUCCGUAUUUUCCAUAAUAAUUGAUGAUUAUCUGUGUUUCUCCAUGAAAAAUCAUCUUUACCGGGACUCUUCAUCAUCUCCGAUCAUUCCACAUCGCCCACCAUUAGGUUCUCAGAUUUUUGGGUGGACGUCAUGGAGGGUUUUAGAGUAAACUGGUCAAACCGCGGGCGUAUGUUGGCCCAGCUACAGACUUGAGAGAUCUUUAAAGAUUCCACAUCUUCAUUGUGUUCUGGGCCUUCCCUUCCGGUUGGAUGUGUGUAGAGCAGCUUCUCUAGGAACCUCCCAAAGGCGAUCAUUUUGGUUUCCAAGACCAUGGUGCCCUCUUCUUCAGGAUCUGGUCUGCUGGACUUUUCAUGAAGAACUGGAACAUUGAAGAUGGGUCCCAACUUGAAGAGAGGCAUUGCCCGACGACCAUCCACCCAAUCAUCAUUCAACCGAUAUCUAGAGGUGUGAAGACCACCAUCUUCUGGAUCUUCUCUGGAAUCAGGACGGGCGACAUUGUGCCCAGCGCGCCCUCCUGGUUCUGACCGCCAUGUAAUCCACCCAAUCAUCAUUCAACCGAUAUCUAGUGGUGUGAAGACCACCAUCUUCUGGAUCUUCUCUGGAAUCAGGACGGGCGACAUUGUGCCCGGCGCGUCCUCCUGGUUCUGACCGCCAUGUAACAUCUUAUACUAAGAUACUUCGCUUUGUAUUUAACAGAGAAACUAGACGACAAUCUGGGAUCUAGAUGUUUUUAUUGAAUUUGUUAAUAAAAGAAAAGUGUUUAAUGUG
Molecule: messenger RNA, 5910 nt
Organism: Rana temporaria (common frog)
Lineage: Eukaryota; Metazoa; Chordata; Amphibia; Anura; Ranidae
Gene: ARAP1
Product: ArfGAP with RhoGAP domain, ankyrin repeat and PH domain 1
Exons: 35
Coding region: 273-4703 (1476 amino acids)
Biological process (GO): signal transduction
Molecular function (GO): protein binding; GTPase activator activity
Source: RefSeq, a predicted model, not a curated record